Messenger RNA from Lachancea dasiensis, 993 nucleotides. NCBI's taxonomy places the organism in Eukaryota, Fungi, Ascomycota, Saccharomycetes, Saccharomycetales, Saccharomycetaceae. The record is from the annotation of a GenBank genome assembly.
AUGGAUAAAUACAAAUAUCGUGUUGAGAUUCAACAAAUGAUGUUCGUUUCUGGCGAAAAUAACGAUCCACCUGUGGAAACAACUUGUUUGAUAGAGGAUAUUGUACGGGGGCAAGUAAUCGAAAUAUUGUUGCAAUCGACCAAGACGGCACAUUCGCGAGGAAGCAAAAGCAUUAUGCCCGAGGAUGUGAUCUUUCUGAUUCGUCACGACAAAGCCAAGGUCAACAGGCUCCGAACAUAUCUAUCGUGGAAAGAUUUACGAAAGAAUGCCAAAGACCAAGAUGCCAAUGCAGCAGCAGCAGGUAAUCCCGGGGGAGGAGCAGACGGUGCCGAAGCUGGCGUGGAAGACGACGACAAGAAGGGCGACAAGGAUGGCGGAAACAUGAUGAAAGUUAAGAAGUCACAGAUCAAGCUUCCUUGGGAGCUGCAGUUUAUGUUCAACGAACAACCGCUAGAGAAUAAUGAGGACGCUGACGAUUUGGAUGAGGAUGAACGAGAAGCCAAUGUUGCUACCCUGAAACGACUCAAAAUGGCCGACGACAGAACCCGGGAUAUGACGAAAGAAGAGUACGUGCAUUGGUCCGACUGUCGUCAGGCGAGUUUCACUUUCAGGAAGGGAAAGAGAUUUAAAGACUGGUCCGGCAUCACGCAACUUACCGAGAGUAAACCCCACGACGACGUGAUAGAUAUUCUUGGGUUUUUGACUUUUGAAAUCGUUUGCUCUCUGACGGAAACUGCUCUUAAAUUCAAGAAGCGCGAGGAACUUCUGCAAACCAAGAGAGACAAAUCUCAAAAAUUACAGCAAGAUCUUAUUGUCGAGACGUUACGAGAGCGCAAGAAGCGUUUGUUUGAUGGGCCUGAUAACGUGGUGAAUCCAUUGAAGCCUAAGCACAUAGAAGAAGCAUGGCGUUCCCUUCAGGCCAUUGACAUGAGGCAUCGUGCGCUUACAAAUUUCAAAGGCGGGCGAUUAAGUUCGCGACUUGCUAUUAUGUAG